Messenger RNA from Lytechinus variegatus (green sea urchin), 1779 nucleotides. Its product is annotated as histamine H2 receptor-like. The transcript has a single exon. Gene Ontology annotation, cellular component: membrane. Lineage: Eukaryota; Metazoa; Echinodermata; Echinoidea; Temnopleuroida; Toxopneustidae. Gene Ontology annotation, molecular function: G protein-coupled receptor activity. The record is from RefSeq and is a predicted model, not a curated record. Gene Ontology annotation, biological process: adenylate cyclase-activating adrenergic receptor signaling pathway. The coding region runs from base 321 to 1517 and encodes 398 amino acids.
UAAUCUUCAAAAUUACGCAUCGUCAUUUCUUUUAGUCUUUUUACGACUUUCAUGAUAAGAUCGAAAAGAUCUAACGGGUGAAAUGACAUAGGCAUCAUUCUGAUGAAGACACUAAAUUCAUGUUAUUUGCCCUUAUGGAUGCUUCUGAUUGAAGAUAAAUCUCCGUAUUGAUACGCAAAGUCUAAAUCUUCUUCGGCUCGGCUGUAUCAGCUUGUGGUGGGUCAGCGUCUAGCUUGCAUUUCACUAGUUCACAUCUCCAAUACUUAUCCAUCAAUUCUCGAAGCUGUGGACACUCAUUUUUCGUAUGUCAGCAGAGAACAAUGGAAUUAAACGCAAAUUCCACCUUUUCGAAUGAUGAUUCUCAUGAUGCUAAUUACGGAAGACCAGCUCACCCAACAGCAUGGCUCGCUACCAUUCCACUGCUUACAUCUGUAAUAAGUGCUGUGACCACGGUUGGCAACUUCAUGGUAAUUGUGGCAUACUGUCGAGACCACCGCAUCCGGUCAAGUGCGGCUAACCUGCUCAUUUUAAAUCUUGCAUUCACGGACUUGACAGUGGGUGCCCUCUUGUGGCCCAUCAAUAUCGUGUGGCUAAUCAAAUACUACUGGCCAUUCGGUGAGAUCCUCUGUAAAGUGUGGUUGGUCACUGACUACACUAUGACAGCGAUGUCCGUUUUAACCAUGGUCCUGAUAAGUUGGGAUCGGUACUGUCUGUUAGCGAUGGGAGUGAAAUAUCGGACAGUCCAGACUAAGAAGCGAAUUGGGAUCAUCAUCUGCUUUACAUGGGCCGUUGAACUGCUUUGGUACAUUUCCAUGGCAUUCGUGUGGAGUCCAAUCACAGGACAUUACGGGGUGGAUUAUGCAGUCGAGUGCGACUUGGAAACGAAGACUAGUCUUGCCAUGACACUGAUCCAUAACACGAUUCAGAUCUAUUUACCAUUUGUAAUCCUGAUAGCAUUGAACCUUGCUGUUUAUUCCAAUAUCAAACGGAGAUCUAGAGGGAUCGUUGGGCAGAGUCCUGGGAAUGAACUAUCCACACUUCAGGCAGCUGAAGGAGAUGGGUAUCAAACAGCAGCAACCGCUCUAGAUGGACAACGUAGGUCUACUCGUUCUGAUUCACCAAGCACAUCGGCAAAUGCUGCUGACGCAAAGGCCAGCAAGGAAAAACCGAACGGAAGCUUAUCAAACCAUGAACCACACGCCAAGGAUAAGAAAGAGUCGAUAUCGAAGGAACAUACAUUUGCCCGACAUCGCAAAGCCGCCGUGGUUCUUGGUAUCCUCGUAAGUUGUUUCCUCAUCUGUUGGGUGCCUGUCCAGGUUACGAGUAUAAUGUACGCCAUAUGUGGCAACAACUGCGUUUCCUCGCUCAGCAUUGAUAUCACAGCCACACUCGUUUGGGGAAACUCAAUGUUAAAUCCAUUUAUCUACGCUGCCACCAAUAAGCAGUUUUGGCGGAACUUUCGGCGUUUUCUGCUCCGUGAUUGCCGGCCCUGUGGAUGGAAGCUAUGUGGAGCUUAAAGUUUGGAUAUUAAAUCAAUUUUUAUGAAAAAAGAAUGAAACUUUCCCUUCUUCGUGUGAAAUUUGCUUUAAUCAGAGCAAUUUUGCUUCUGAGACAUUAUUCUAUCACUGAAAACUCAAUACAUUGUUAGAAGUGAAAGAUUGUCUUGAAUAGCGACAACAUGAAAAAUGCCUACAUGUAUAAUAUCAUGACUGCAUUUGGCGUAAACAUCGUAUGCCUUGGGUGUAAAAAUGGGGCUUGAGAAAUCAUCUAAAAAAAUAC